Messenger RNA from Acanthochromis polyacanthus (spiny chromis), 3005 nucleotides. It is a transcript of the gene cfap36, whose product is annotated as cilia and flagella associated protein 36. Gene Ontology annotation, cellular component: axoneme; ciliary base. The transcript has 10 exons. Bases 259 to 1425 code for a protein of 388 amino acids. The record is from RefSeq and is a predicted model, not a curated record. Lineage: Eukaryota; Metazoa; Chordata; Actinopteri; Pomacentridae.
AACCGAUUAGGCGUCACCACUUUUCGACUCUCAAAUUCAUGACUGCGCAUUUCUGCUCGGAGACGCUCCCGUCCCGUCUGGAGAGGAGACAGAUCAAGCCGCCGGAGGGACUCAUGGGGACUAUUCUUUGAAGGACGGUGAACCAGAUGUCUUUUCCCACCUGUCCGGUCCGCCUGUGUUCGAGCUGUAGCGGAGCUGGACGCGCCGACCUGAACAACACCGCCGUACCGUUGCUAACGUUACCCUGCGGCGGCCAACAUGGCUGAGGAUGACAGCGAGUGGGUGGUGGAGAGCAUAGUGGGAUACCUGGGGAGUCCCGAGUGGGUCAUUCCUGUCACUGACUUCAUGGAAAACAAAUGCACAGUUUUCGAUGAUGAAGAUGAAAAUAAGUUGUCAUACACAGAAAUCCAUCAGCAGUACAAGAAGCUGGUGGAGAAGCUCCUGGAGAAUUACAUGCAGGAGGUUGGCAUCAAUGAGCAGCAGUUUUUGGAUGCGUGCACCUCUCCUUUUGCCAGGUCCAAAACCCUGCAGACGGUGUUCCAGCCAGUCCUUGCUACAGAUGACUUCCAGAUGUUUCGCUCGCUGAUGGUCCAGAAGAACAUGGAGCUGCAGCUUCAAGCUCUCAGGGUCAUGAAAGAACGGAACGGCGCCCUACCAGAAUGUCUGACUGAUGGCGUGGACGUAAUGUCAGAGCUGCAGCAGCAAGAGAUGAAGAUCCUGCAGGAGGUUCUCAAAAAGUCCAAAGAGGAGUAUGAUGAGGAAAUGUCCAGGCGGAUGCUGUUAGAGGAAGAAGUUGGCUCCACGUCCAGCAGCUGCUCUGAUAAGCCAGUGGCAGAGAGUGAUGCAGCCCAAAAUACCACUUCUGCUCCCAGCCAACAGAGCAACGCUGCCAAGGUCAACAGCAGCCCUGUCAGACAAAAAGAGAGCAAGAUGACUGCUGCAGGAGAUGGACAGGUGAAAAGUGCAGCUAAGAGCAGCUCCUCCUCUAAACCCACACAAGAUUGUGGCAGUAACGGUGUGGAGUCCAGAGUCCUUCCAGCAGUGAGAGCUCCAGUGAAGUCCCGUGAGCUCAUCAGCAACAGUCACAUCAAGGAUCAGAGCAGCAGCAGCCAGACUUCAGCUGAGACGUGUCUGGAGGAGGCACACAGGGAGGCCGGCUUCUCUAAACCAUUUACUGAGUUGUCGGCGUCCCAGCAGGAGCAGCUCCAGCAGAGGGCAGCGUACCUCCGGCAGCAGCGAGACAAACUCCACGCGCUGAGGAAAGAGCAGCAGAAAACCAAGCAGCCGAGCAAACCAGAGGAGACACCCAGCAGCCCCACACCAGCACCCUCCAGCACCCCGGAGAUAUCAGCUGAGGAGCGGAAGAAGCUCCAGAAGAGAAAACACCUGGCUGACAAGCUCAAAGAGGAAGUGAUCAAGAAGUAACUUCCCCUCCGAAUGCAAUAUUUUCGUUCCUAUCCACCGUAUCUGUUUUACUCUGGUAAACAAACACGAGGCUUCCUUUACGCUGCCCCAUAAUUCACUGUACAGAUCAGGGGUUUUGUUUUUCCAAAGAAAAAUGAUGAGAUCUUCCUUCUUUAGAGUUUCUUUUGAUUGCUAUCUAAAGAGCAAAAAGGUGCAUCUUUUUAUUUUAUUUUUUUCGUAUGCCAGUCUCUACUCGUAACAGACCAACUCAAGUAUUUGAAGAUCUGUUAGGAUAGUCGCAUUGUAUGGGACUGAGAGUUCAGAAAACGUCACGCACAGCUGAAAAGCACACAGGCCAGUCAGAAAACACGCUGCCAAUGCUCGUAGACUUGAGCUUUUUGACUUUUUGUUCUGAGACGCGCCUGGGCUGUGGCCAAAAUCACUCUUUUUUUAAGUGCAUGACUUUACUUUGACACUUUGGAGGCCAGAAAAUUUUACCUGCCAAAUUUAUGGGCAGUUUAAUGCCUUCAACAAACACUUAAUUCGCAAUCGUUUUUAUUUUUCGAGCAAAAAAUGCCUGUCAAAGUCCUUUAUGUAUUUAAAUCUUGCAUCCAUCCAUCCAUUCUCUAUACACCACUUUAUCCUCACUAGGGUCAUGGGGGGUGCUGGAGUCUAUCCCAGCUGACUCGGGCGAAGGCAGGGGACACCAGUCUGUCACAGCGCUACAUAUACAGACAAACAAUCACAUUCACAUCUACAGGCAAUUUAGAAUAAUCAAUUAACCUCAGCAUGUUUUUGGACUGUGGGAGGAAGCCGGAGUACCCGGAGAAAACCCACGCAUGCACAGGGAGAACAUGCAAACUCCAUGCAGAAAGAUCCCAGGACCACCCCGGGAUCUUCUUGCUGUAAUACGUGUUUGCUAACCACUAUUCCACUGUGCAGCCCUUAAAUUUUGCACUGUUGUUGAAUUCUAAUAAGCCAUACAACUAGCACCUUUCAGUUUUCUUUCAUUUUAUAGCCAAAAAGUAACAGUCUGCAGAUUUAUUGUUAAUGGUAGUAGUAGUUUGUUGCCCUAAUGUCACACUACGAUGCUUCCCCUUGACUAAAUGUGAAAAUUCCAAUUAUGCAACACUUCAUCUGAUGUCUUAUUUUACUUAUUACAGUGACUAUUGCAUAUGGAGGAGAGGAGUGAUUUUGGGCACAGUUACAUGUUCGUUUCUCUGUAGAAAACAGUCAAAAAUGUCCUAAACAGGCUGUGUGAUGAGGUCACACUCAGUGAGUUAAGCUGUAAUGGUGACUAAGAGGCAAAGGUAAUAUUAACUGGACAAGUGCACAAUCUUAUUUUCCACAGUUGUUAGCAUUUCCAAAGGGAAGCGGGUGCAUUGUUUACGCCGCAGCAGCUAAUGCUAGUUUUAAAAGUGCUGUGGAAGUCGUCAAGACGAGCAUCAUGUGUUCAUAAAGGGGCCAAGAGAAUGAAGAGUGCAGUAUUUGUCUUCAAACCAAUCUGGAGUCUUCACUUUUAAGUAGUCACGAUGCACCAGUUUCGAUGUAAUACUGUUAUCAAGUAUGCUGUUUAAUAAACCACAUUUUAUAGGAAACAA